CCCCCUGGGCUCUUCUUUCUCUGCGCAGCCUGAGUCUGGAAGGGAGGCUAGGGCUCCUGUCUGUCUCUCGGCGGGGGACGAAGGAAGAAGCAUCCAAGAGAAUGGCAGCUUUGAACUGGAAACCCUUUGUGUAUGGAGGCCUAGCUUCAGUCACUGCAGAAUGUGGUACUUUUCCAAUUGAUCUGACAAAAACACGUCUCCAGGUACAAGGUCAAAAAAAUGAUGUAAAGCAUAAAGAGAUUCGUUACCGUGGAAUGAUUCAUGCAUUAGUGAAGAUAUUCAGGGAAGAAGGACUGAAAGCAUUAUAUUCUGGAAUUGCCCCUGCUAUGCUACGCCAGGCUUCAUAUGGAACCAUAAAAAUUGGUACUUAUCAAAGCCUAAAAAGAAUAUUUAUUGAACAGCCAGAAGAUGAAACUCUAGCUGUAAAUGUGUUAUGUGGAGUUCUGUCAGGUGUGAUUUCAUCAUCUAUUGCCAAUCCUACAGAUGUCCUGAAGAUCAGAAUGCAGGCCCAAGGUAGUGUGAUACAAGGAGGAAUGAUUGGGAACUUCAUGACCAUCUAUCAAAAUGAAGGCACAAAAGGAUUGUGGAAGGGAGUGUCUCUUACUGCACAGAGGGCUGCUGUUGUUGUCGGAGUGGAACUGCCUGUCUAUGACCUUGCCAAGAAGCAUAUAAUUAUGUCUGGAUUUAUGGGAGAUACAGUCUAUACUCAUUUUAUAGCAAGCUUUACCUGUGGUUUAGCUGGAGCUCUGGCAUCCAAUCCUAUUGAUGUUGUAAGAACAAGGAUGAUGAAUCAGAGCAUCUUAAAAAAUGGAACACAAUGUGGCUACAAGAGUACUUUAGAUUGUUUGCUUCAGACAUGGAAGAAUGAAGGCUUUUUUGCGUUGUAUAAAGGAUUCUGGCCAAACUGGUUGAGGCUUGGCCCGUGGAAUAUUAUUUUCUUUGUGACAUAUGAACAGCUGAAAAACUUGGAGCUCUGACACACUGAAUAUUGAAAAAAUUAUAUCCUUGCACCAAUGAAAUCAUUCUUCAAGUGCUCUUCAGUUUUUUAUUCAAUUGCAUACUGCAAUAUAGAGAAAUAGCAAAUAUUAGUGCUGGAAUGUUAAAAUACCUCAAAUGUCAUUGAGACAGAAGAAAAUAGUGGACAUCAGAAUGAUAAUUUCAAGUGCUCUUGAGGGUUAUUAUAAUAGCCUGAAGUGCUGUUAUGGAGAAUUAGUCUGUUGGGGGGGAGGAGAGUUAUAAUAACAAGCUUCAUCCAGUCUCUGCUCUUGGAAAAUAGUCUAAUACCAGGAGUUAAUUUAUCUACAAUUUUGCAAACUUUUGUUUCACACCAAAGAAUAUACAGUGAUCUAAACCACACUUCACAAAGUACAGGCACAGGCUGUGCUCACAACAUCUUGCAUUCUUUUAUUUGUGUGGGGCUGGGUUUCAAACAACCUUCCCUUUUUCUCUUGGAAAAAUUAUCUUUGUUGGAAAUGCAUGAAUCAAGUACUUUAAAAAGCAUUACAAGUGAAGCACUAUGAAAGUUCUCUCAGAGACUUCUGAGUUAAGAAGAUUCAUUUAUACAUGCAGAUCAUCACAAUAUGCUGCAUUCAAGGAAUAGGUGUGCAAGAACAGCAUCAAGUUUGAUUCAGUUUCUCCAGAGAAUCUCUGGACGUUCCUGGAAAGGUGAAUAGUACAGUUGCUUUCAGAAAUGUGGACUGACUCAGGUGGGGUAAUUCCUAUCUGCAAGGUACUUAGGUAUAAGAAUUGACAUUGCUAGUCACAUGCAUAACUUGCAACAGGCCUGCAUUUCUUCUCAGGCUUGGGGAAGAUAUAGCCCAGUUUUGGAUUCCCAGCAUUAUAUAUUCAUGCAGUCCUUACAUUUAAGUAGGGUUUCUGUACACUCAAUCUUGCGCAAAAUUUCUUUCCGCAUAGGAUUAUUGUCAUUUGUUGGGUGACAUAAGAUGGUCAGAGCAUUGAAUGCAUUUUGCAGUUCAGUUACGACUCUGGAGACCAAGGUUUGAAUCUACAACCAGCUGUGGAAAUCCACUGUGUCAUACACUCUCAAUCAUACACUCUCAGCCGCAGAGGAUGGCAAAGGCAAACUCUUACUGAACAAACCUUGCCAAGAAAACUCCAUGAUAGGUUCACCUUAGAGUUGCCAUAAGCCAGAAAUGAUUUGAUGGCACACAACAGCAAUGAGAUCUUGGAUAAUCUCAGGGGAAAAAUCCACCACCACAAGAAAAAUGAAUUCUUAUUGUAGGUGAGCAUUUUUACUCUGUCUGUAAUCAGGAGUUACUUGAUUAUCUCAGGAAAGGAGUUUCAGUAGGAGAUUCUUUGAGAAAACAUCGGUAAUGUCUAGGCUAUAGGAAACACAACAGUAAAAAUGUGUAUGCUAUCAUAUUCCAAAUAAUCACAUGGAAUAUGGAAUAAUAACCUCAUCUAAGUAAAUAUGUAUAUUAGGUCAAAAGUAAGAAUAUAUAGAGGGUUUUUUGGAUGUUGUAUAAGCAAUACUCUUGUACAGAAAUUGGGGGUAUAUUUAUCUAUGCGGCAGUGAUUUCUUGAAGUAAUAAUUUGUUUUGCUUAAUUAUACAUUCCACUUAAAGCAACAAACAAUUUUAUUUUGACUUUCAGUCUUGUGUCCAGUGUUAUUAAAGAUGCAGAUAUGCACAAGCCACUUUUUACACUGA
Molecule: messenger RNA, 2669 nt
Organism: Sceloporus undulatus (fence lizard)
Lineage: Eukaryota; Metazoa; Chordata; Lepidosauria; Squamata; Phrynosomatidae
Gene: SLC25A30
Product: solute carrier family 25 member 30
Exons: 10
Coding region: 102-977 (291 amino acids)
Biological process (GO): mitochondrial transport
Cellular component (GO): mitochondrial membrane
Source: RefSeq, a predicted model, not a curated record